Molecule: messenger RNA, 1128 nt
Organism: Parnassius mnemosyne (clouded apollo)
Lineage: Eukaryota; Metazoa; Arthropoda; Insecta; Lepidoptera; Papilionidae
Source: the annotation of a GenBank genome assembly
AUGUACGGCAUUAAUGGAUCAGAUUUUCCACCCGUUUCAGAGGAUACAUUCUGUAAAUACGUUUUGUAUUAUGAGAUUAAUAACUCGAGAGUACGCAUUUGGGAUUUGAUUAUUUUAAUACCUAACGCUUUGUUUGUACUGUUCUUAGUGGUAAGAUUUAACAAAGCCCAGUUAAAAUUACGUGCUACAAGUAGUCCUAUAUUUUUGACGUUCUACUCGUUAGUUUGGGGUAAUGUUAUCAUCAGCUUAGUUCGAUGUGCUGUAUCCAUGACUGUCAAUGCUGUGGUGCCGUUUGGUGGAUUGAUUGAUAAAAUAUUAUGGGUUACAGUGAGAUUUUUCCUCUUGGCCACAGAAAUGAGUGUGGUUAUAUUUGGAUUAGCUUUUGGGCAUAUGGACAGUCGAAGUAGCAUCAGAUAUGUUCUGUUGGCUACUUCUUUAAUAUCCCUGGCGUUCACCAUCACACAAGGAACACUUGAAAUUGUAAUGCCAGAUGAUGUGUUUCAUAUUGAUACAAGAGAUUAUGAUUUGUUUGGACAUGGGGGAAUGUUAUUUUGGUUUUCAUCAUCCUUGGUGUUUGCUAUUAUUUACUUUAUAAUUCUGUUAUUACCUUGGAUUCCGCUCAGAGAAUAUUUGGCUUUACCAACAAAACUCUCAUUUUACUUAUACAUUCUACUAUUGGCUCUUUUGGACACAACUCAAGCAGUGGGAGCAGGUCUCCUAGCAUGGGGAUCUAUGCAGUCAGGGUUGUGUGUUGUUGAUGUGACUACGUGGCUGUACUUUUCACUUUACACUCCCCUGGUUUAUCACACUUUCCUCAGUGAAUUCUUCAGUGUGUCACAGCCAAGUAUUAUGUUUUCCUACAAGGCUCAAAUGGAUGAACCUAUGGAUGAUGAUCAAGUAUCACUGCCGCAUCAACAGAGUUUCAGUUCUCUUAAGACAGAUUCUGAUUAUAUAUAUCAGAGUAAUAGUGUAUAUGACAGUACAUUAUUUGAGGCUGGAGGCACAACACCUAUGAACCCAGUAUACAGUGCAUCUUUACAAAGUCCCGACUCAAUAGCAUCAGGACAGUCAAUAGAUAUAGGAGUAGCGCCAUCAGCUUUCCAAAGCCAGCAUAUGCCAUCAACAUAA